Messenger RNA from Physeter macrocephalus (sperm whale), 1173 nucleotides. It is a transcript of the gene PAX5, whose product is annotated as paired box 5. The record is from RefSeq and is a predicted model, not a curated record. Gene Ontology annotation, biological process: anatomical structure development; regulation of transcription by RNA polymerase II. Gene Ontology annotation, molecular function: RNA polymerase II cis-regulatory region sequence-specific DNA binding; DNA-binding transcription factor activity, RNA polymerase II-specific. Bases 1 to 1173 code for a protein of 390 amino acids. NCBI's taxonomy places the organism in Eukaryota, Metazoa, Chordata, Mammalia, Artiodactyla, Physeteridae. The transcript has 10 exons.
AUGGAAAUACACUGUAAGCACGACCCGUUUGCAUCCAUGCAUAGACAUGGAGGAGUGAAUCAGCUUGGGGGGGUUUUUGUGAACGGACGGCCACUCCCGGAUGUAGUCCGCCAAAGGAUAGUGGAACUUGCUCAUCAAGGUGUCAGGCCCUGCGACAUCUCCAGGCAGCUUCGAGUCAGCCAUGGUUGUGUCAGCAAAAUCCUUGGCAGGUAUUAUGAGACGGGGAGCAUCAAGCCUGGGGUAAUUGGAGGAUCCAAACCAAAGGUUGCCACACCCAAAGUGGUGGAAAAAAUCGCUGAGUAUAAACGCCAAAAUCCCACCAUGUUUGCCUGGGAGAUCAGGGACCGGCUGCUGGCGGAACGGGUGUGUGACAAUGACACGGUGCCCAGUGUCAGUUCCAUCAACAGGAUCAUCCGGACAAAAGUACAGCAGCCACCCAACCAGCCGGUCCCAGCUUCCAGUCACAGCAUAGUGUCCACCGGCUCCGUGACGCAGGUGUCCUCGGUGAGCACGGACUCAGCCGGCUCCUCCUACUCCAUCAGCGGCAUCCUGGGCAUUACAUCCCCCAGCGCCGACACCAACAAGCGCAAGAGAGAUGAAGGUAUUCAGGAGUCUCCUGUGCCGAACGGUCACUCACUGACGGGCAGAGAUUUCCUCCGGAAGCAGAUGCGGGGAGACCUGUUCACGCAGCAGCAGCUGGAGGUGCUGGACCGCGUGUUUGAGAGGCAGCACUACUCGGACAUCUUCACCACCGCAGAGCCCAUCAAGCCCGAGCAGACCGCCGAUUAUUCCACCAUGGCCUCGCUGGCUGGAGGGCUGGACGACAUGAAGGCCAACCUGACCAGCCCUACCCCUGCCGACAUCGGGAGCAGCGUGCCGGGGCCGCAGUCCUACCCCAUUGUGACAGGCCGCGACUUGGCGAGCACGACCCUCCCCGGGUACCCUCCGCAUGUCCCCCCCGCCGGACAGGGCAGCUACUCAGCGCCGACACUGACAGGGAUGGUGCCUGGGAGUGAGUUUUCCGGGAGCCCCUACAGCCACCCUCAAUAUCCCUCGUACAACGACUCCUGGAGGUUCCCCAACCCGGGGCUGCUCGGCUCCCCGUACUAUUACAGCGCCGCUGCCCGAGGAGCUGCCCCGCCCGCAGCUGCCACGGCCUACGACCGUCACUGA